CGAUUUCGAGUCAUAUGGAGGCCGCCGCAGCGGCAGCAGCAGCGUCAGGAGGGGCAGGGCCAGCCUCUCUGCUGCAAGCAGCCGCUGCCAUGGCCGCCAACGAGCCCGAAACAAUGAGCAUAUCAGCAAUGCCAAUGCCCGUUCCAGUGCCCGUCUCCGUUUCGGCCAUGGGCAUGGCCCACAGCUUUCUGAUCAACAAUUUCGUAACAGUGGCGGGCCCACCAGUGGCCUCGGUGAGCAGUACGCUUGGGCCACUGGUAAACACCGGCCUGCAAUACAUGGAUAAACCAUAAAAUUAAUAAAAAGGGCAUAAGGGCGACUCCCCCCUCCCUUAAAUCGAUACAAUACAGGUAUUAGAGAAAUGGCAGCAAAAUCCCUCUAGUGUAUAUAUAUAUAGAGCAGACCGCUUAAACGGCAGAGUGGCAAUAUCACAUAAUGUCCGGCGUUGGAAUCCACUGAAGAAGCUGACCUGAAACGAAUGCAGAGCAGAGGCGGAAGCGGAAUCGGAGAUGGAAGACAACGACGGCCGCACUUGUAAUAAUUGUCAUAGAAAGUAAUUCCUUAAGCUUAAAGUUUUACACACCUCCUCUUCCCCCCCGUACAUUUUUACGAUUGUUAACUAAGGAAGAAAGUAAUCGGUAGUACAGAUCUAUAUAGUUCUAUUAUAUAUAUAGAAAAAACAAAAGUUAUAUUAUAACUGUACAUAAAUUAUACAAUUUUAUUAGUCGUAAAAUCCCCCCAAAACAUCCAUCAAAUGAGUUAAAACACCAAAACUGAAAGGGAUUGGGUGCUGUGCGCAGUAGUGCCGAGCAAACGCGAAAUACACUUCCUGCUGAGUGUCGUUAAAUCUAUUGAAUAUUUGAGGAAAAAUUCAUUUAUCUUUAUAUUUUUUUAAAUUUUUGUUUGAGACUCAUUUUGCAUUCGAAAUUCCCUUAGACACACGCAUGGAUGAGGUACAUCGUGGCAUGGUUGGCUCUUUCUGUGGCGCAUCAGAGAUGAGUUUUUUUUUCAAUUGAUUGAUCGAAAUUGAACUUGUGCACUUGUGUUACAGUAGCAAAUAUCAUUAUAUGGGUACCUACUCCUAUAUUCAUUAACUUUUAUAUAAAAUGUGUAUAUAUAUAACGAUAUAGCAUCUUAGAUCUACAUAUUAUAACGUUUUGUGUACAGUUGAAAGGAGAACAAGAAUCAACACGCAAGCGUCAGUCGGUCCCGUUCCACAGAGAGAAGGACCUCUCUUCGAUCGAGGGGACCGUACAAUAGUUGUAAGCAAACAAAAUAAAUCCACAGAUGGUGGAUCGGUAGAGAGAUGAGCAAUGUAAGAGAAUCGGAUAUGUAUGAUAUACUUAAUAUGUACCACAACCACACCACUCAAUAUAUAUGUAUAUAUAUUUAUAUUUGUGAAUGUAACCAACAAUUUUUUAUUUAAACUUCUACUCGUUCUCGUCGAAUGUGUCGCUGGAGGGGAAGAGCUGAGCUCCCCAUGGGCAUUGGGGAUUUAUUUUCACACAAGACUCUAAGCCACAUAUCCUUAGUGGGAGGGAAGGGAUUUCCCCCGUUUGUACAUAGGUAGAGUGUGUAGUCAGUAGUGUAUGUGUGUAUGUACAUAUAGACCACAAGAACAGAUCGGUUGACCAUAUGCAGGACUCGCAAUAGACAAGCAACAAAGCAAAAACUUCAACAAAUAAACUCGUAACCACCCAAGAAAAUCCUAAAUGGAGACUGCAGCUAAGGGCAAAUAGUAUGCCAACAGAAACAGAAAUACGAUUCAACUACAACUAGAUUCUAGACUAUGGAAUAGUAUGGUUUUUAAUACGACUCAUAUACAUAUUGUAACUAAAUAGAAGAGAUCUUUUUUAUAUAUUGUGUCAAGGCAUUAAGGACUUAGCACUAAGGCGUGAUUUGUUAGAAGUCAUACGAGUAAAGUAAACUUUGAUAAUGGACUUUUAUUACACACACCACAGACACACACACUACAGGACAGACACAAAGAAAUACAAAAAAAAAAAAAAACGAAUGAAAAUAGCAGAAACAAUAAACAAAAGAUGAACAACAAAGAAAACCAAAAUAUAGUACAUAACUAACUCUGUUUCCUAUACAAUUGCUAUACAAAAAGUACCAAUAACUACGCCUAGUCUAGUUAUCUGUGUGUUAAAUAUAUAUAUAAAACAAAAACAAAUUAAUUUAAAAAUCCAGCAUACAGUGCAAUAAAUUGUAUUAUACAAUAUGUAUGGACGGCAUGCACCACAUAAUAAAUCGAAUAUCGAGUUGGAACGAAACAUGAAACAUUCUCUAGACUGUAGUCCCGAUGUGUGUGUGCAAGAAACGAAUAAAACUUUCAAAACUACAACAACCCAGUCCGGCGCAUGCAGUGCAUCAUCCACAUCAUCCGCCAUUGGUGGCCACCAGCAGCAGCAGCGGUGGCAGCGGCAGCUUUGAGCGCUCAUUUAGCAUUGGCGGCUUGGGCGAAACUGAUCCGGAAAACAAUGCCAGCUCGCCUGUGAUGAUGGGCACCAAGCGGAAUCGUGUGCUCACGCGACAGCCCCGGGUGAAGCGUGACAGCGACAGUCUCUCGUCGACCAAUCAGAUAUCGCCGGAUACGGCUGCCACAACCCUCGACUUUGAUCCGUUUAAUGCUGCUGGUGCCACAAGCGCCACAGCCAGGGAUUAUUCGACAACGGGCUCCCAUCAUUUGCACCACCACCAGCAGCAGCAGCAGCAGCAGCAGCAGCAUCAUCACCAGCCACCGCAUCACCACCAUCACCUGCUGACGGUGCCAACUCGAAUCGAACGGCAUGCCUCUGAGCCGGCACCUAGUCUUGGUCCCUCCACACCGCACCUGCUCAGCGUGCCGUCCAGCACACCGUAUCUCAUAAAGCAGCACUCGGAUCCGCUCCUGCCGCGUCAGGCCGCACUGCACUCGGCCUCCGGCAGCUUGGUCGGCAGCACCAAUCCGUUCGCUCCCUUGCACCGCCAAUACUCGCAUCCGCUGUCCGGCAGCAAUGCCGGCUAUGUGCCGCCAACACCGCUGCACCAUCCGCAUCAUAUCUCGCUGCCCGAGUCAAUCUACGCUUCGGGCUCGCCGCCACCGGCCGGCUCCUCGCAGUACCUGGUGCCCACGCGUGUCGUGGCCUGUCCGGUGUCCAGCGAGACGGCGGCCACACCCACAGCAAAUGCCAGCUCCAAUGCUACGUCGUCGACGGUGGCAGCCGUUUCCGUGGUCACCUCGCCGACAGCCGCUGGCCUCAACAGCAGCCGGCACUCGUUCUCGCCCACAUAUGCGGGCAGCAGCACGGAGACGGCUCCGCCAGAGCGACGCUCACCACACUCCCACUCGCCCAAUGUCACCCAUUCGCACUCGCUCGUGGAGCGCUCAACGAAGGGCAGCGACGGAUCUGCCAAUGGAUCUGGCGGCACGAAGCUCCGCAAUUCCAAGUCGGUGACGUCCACGGGCUCGGGCUCCCAUCUACACCCCGGCCAGGCGACAGCCAUGAGCAGCUCCUUUGAGCACUUGCCCACGCUGCGGGUCAAGAACGAGGAACUGCAGCGUUCGGUGUCUUCACCGCAGACCCAAAGGGAAAUCAUCACCCUGGAAAAUCCGCGUUCUAGUCAUUGCCCUGUCAUUCGGCCGGGCCCGGCCUUGGGGUGUAACUUCUGUUGGAACACCAUCGAUGGGCAUGGACGUAUUUUGCGACGCAAAACGAAAUACCAUUGCCCCGAGUGUCAGACGAAUUUAUGCAUUGUGCCCUGCUUCCAGGAGUACCACGAGCGGCUCAACAACGAAGCCGCCACCGUGGGGGCCAGCAACAGCAGCGGCCACGAUAAUCAGCACCACACCAGCAGCACCGGCAGCAGCAGUGGCAGCGGCAAAGCCUCCCCCUACGUCUCGGCCAGCAGCACCAGCAGUGGCAGUGGCAGCGGGACAGGCUCAGGCGCAGGAGCGGCUAGGCACUACACCAAAACCGAAUCGAUAUAAUCUGCAGCUAAUUGUUGGCCCGCGUAUUUGUAUUUGUGGCACGACGGCCGUCACCCGUUCCUGGGCUACACACAUAGGAUGUACCCAGGCAUCGGACCAUCUAGGGGGGGCCGUCGGUCAAUUUGUUUUUCUUUGUAAGCAGGAUGCUUGUUGCUCCGGCCGCACAGGCACAUCUGGGCACACAUCCUGCAGCGAAAAUUUUAAUUUGUUGUGGCAGUGCCCGGCUCCGGCAACGACACCCCAAAAACAAAACAGAGGCGUGCCGUCCGGUUUCCGGGGCACAUGGACUGCCCAAGAGCGCCCGAGAGCGCGUCCAGAAAUUUGUUUUUGUGAGCCAUGCGAAACGCAUGCACAGACGUUGUGUGUACUCGUAAGUAAAACGGAAAAAAAAUAUAUAUAAAUAAAAGAAAACUUUUGUAGCAAGGCGCGGCCUGCACGGAAAUUGUUGUAUGGCCCCGCCCGAGCGUUAACUUUUUUAAACAAUCUGCUAACUGUUAAACUAUAUAUUUAAAUGUGUACCUAUUAUGUAUGUUAUUGUACAAACAAAAAACGGAUAAACAAAUACAACAACAAAAUACAUUAACUAAAACAAAAGAAAAAGGAAACGCUGUCAGCGGUGGUGUCAGCCGAGCAGUGACUUCUACAAGCUCGAAACUAACGAUUAGGUUUUCAAAACACAAGUACAACAACUAGUACUAGCCCCAACAAAAACAACAACCACUGUGUCUCUAUGGUCUAAAGUUUAGACUUAAGUACGUCUCACCCCACUCCUUUGGCCCUUCAUCAGAUAUAUUGGAUGAUUAUGCCCUGGGCAUCGCUGCGCAGGCGCACGUUUGUCUACUAGUAUAUAUGUUUGUAUGUCCCUUUCCACCCACUACCCGACGACACGACACUGUUUUACUAAAUGUUUUAUAUAUCUAUAUGUUUAUGUACGUGUAGUAUGAAAAUCGAAAUUACAGGCGAUCCUGGAUCCUCCCUGACAAUGGGACAUUGUUUAAUUUUGUGUGUGUAAACUAUAAAAAAUACGAAAAUUAAUAAAUAUAUUUGUGACCCUUCUGGUUUUUCUCAAUAA
Messenger RNA from Drosophila guanche, 5045 nucleotides. RefSeq names its product DNA N6-methyl adenine demethylase. Lineage: Eukaryota; Metazoa; Arthropoda; Insecta; Diptera; Drosophilidae. Gene Ontology annotation, biological process: regulation of transcription by RNA polymerase II. The transcript has 3 exons. Gene Ontology annotation, cellular component: nucleus. The coding region runs from base 2306 to 3973 and encodes 555 amino acids. The record is from RefSeq and is a predicted model, not a curated record. Gene Ontology annotation, molecular function: DNA binding; protein binding.